Molecule: messenger RNA, 1334 nt
Organism: Chiroxiphia lanceolata (lance-tailed manakin)
Lineage: Eukaryota; Metazoa; Chordata; Aves; Passeriformes; Pipridae
Gene: TPI1
Product: triosephosphate isomerase 1
Exons: 7
Coding region: 150-896 (248 amino acids)
Biological process (GO): glycerol catabolic process; gluconeogenesis; glyceraldehyde-3-phosphate biosynthetic process
Cellular component (GO): cytosol
Molecular function (GO): triose-phosphate isomerase activity
Source: RefSeq, a predicted model, not a curated record
GCCAGCGGGGAGGCGGGGUUAGCGGGGAGGCGGGGCCGCGCGCGCCGCCGAGUUAUAAAGGCGGGCGCCGGCUUCGGUGCGCGCCGCCGCCGCUGACCUUCGCUUCUCCUCCGGUACCGGCCCCGCUCGUUCCCUCCGUCCCUCCCGCCAUGGCGCCCAGGAAGUUCUUCGUGGGGGGCAACUGGAAGAUGAACGGCGACAAGAAGAGCCUGGGCGAGCUCAUCCACACGCUGAACGGCGCCAAGCUCUCCGCCGACACCGAGGUGGUUUGUGGAGCCCCUUCCAUCUACCUUGACUUUGCUCGUCAGAAGCUUGAUGCAAAGAUUGCAGUUGCAGCACAGAACUGUUAUAAGGUACCAAAGGGUGCUUUCACAGGAGAGAUCAGCCCAGCAAUGAUCAAAGAUAUUGGAGCUGCAUGGGUGAUCCUGGGCCACUCAGAGCGAAGGCAUGUUUUUGGAGAGUCUGAUGAGUUGAUUGGGCAGAAGGUGGCUCAUGCUCUGGCUGAGGGCCUUGGAGUCAUUGCCUGCAUUGGAGAGAAGCUGGAUGAGAGAGAAGCUGGCAUAACAGAGAAGGUGGUUUUUGAACAGACCAAGGCUAUUGCUGAUAAUGUGAAGGACUGGAAUAAAGUGGUUCUUGCCUAUGAGCCAGUUUGGGCUAUUGGAACUGGUAAAACUGCAACUCCCCAACAGGCUCAGGAAGUUCACGAGAAGCUGCGUGGGUGGCUGAAAAGCCACGUGUCUGAUGCUGUUGCUCAGUCAACUAGGAUUAUCUAUGGCGGUUCAGUCACUGGUAGCAACUGUAAGGAGCUGGCCUCUCAGCAUGAUGUGGAUGGCUUCCUUGUUGGUGGAGCUUCUCUCAAGCCAGAGUUUGUGGAUAUUAUCAAUGCCAAACACUGAAGCACCUGUGAGGAGCAGUCCCUUGUGGUUAAGAAAUGGAAACAAGAAGGGACCUUUCAUUGCACACGUCUCAGUACAGAGGCCUCCUCCAAGGCUUUCCCCCUCCACGGUCGUUGUUCUAGUUGUUCUGCUAACCACCCCCACCAUGUUGGAGUCCUGUUAGUGGGAGCCUGUUUCAGCAAAGUCUUGACAGCCUCCUCUCUGAAUUGGCAGAAUCCUUGGUUGCCUUUUGACCUGUUAAGAGCCCACAGCCCACCUGGCCAGUAUCUCCCCCUUUCCCUGCAGUACUGCAGUGGGAGGGGACCACUGGGGGAAGGAACCACACAGUCUGCAUCCUUCAGCUCCAUCAGCAAGGAGCCUGUCAGCUUCAACCUUUGUGAGAUGUCUUACCUCACCUGUGUCCCAUACUGAACAAUAAAGGAAAAACUGAAAAAGCAA